CAGUCUGUUACCUUCCUGCUUUCUGUAAACAUGUGACUGGCUGUUACUGAUGUCAUGGAAUCCUCAGUAUCGGAGUUCAAAAUUCCGCCAUGUUUACGGCAAGGCCGCCAGUAAGGAGAACUGCUAUGACAACGUGCCCAUCACCCAGAGUGUCUAUGACAACCAGUUUUGUGCUGUCAAUCCUCAUUUUAUUGCUGUGGUGACAGAAUGUGCAGGUGGAGGAGCCUUUCUUGUUAUACCAAUCAGUCAAACAGGAAAACUUGACCCGCAUUACCCUCGCAUCUGUGGGCAUAAAGGAAAUGUAUUAGACAUCAAAUGGAACCCUUUUAAUGACUUUGUAAUAGCAUCGUGUUCCGAAGAUGCCACAGUUAAGGUCUGGAAUAUUCCCCAGCACUUGCUAACGAAAAGCAUCACAGAUGCCCAGAAGGAGCUUCUUGGUCACUCCAGAAGGGUGGGGCUUAUCGAAUGGCACCCAACUGCAAGUAACAUCCUCUUCAGCACUGGUUACGAUUACAAAAUCAUGAUCUGGAACCUUGAUACCAAAGAAUGUACAAUUGAGAUGCCGAUAAAGACAAUCGGUUUCCAUACAGAUGUCAUCCUCUCCAUGUCAUUCAACACGGAUGGCAGCCUCUUAGCCACAGUCUGCAGGGACAGGAAAAUAAGGAUCAUUGACCCGCGAGCAGGAACUGUCUUUCAGGAAGCAAGCAGCAAGUCUCACCGAAUGAACAAAGUUGUGUUUCUAGGAAACCUGAAAAUGCUGCUCACCACAGGGACAUCCAGGUGGAAUAAUAGGCAGAUUGCCCUUUGGAAUCAGGAUGAUCUUUCUGUGCCUUUACUUGAGGAGGAUGUGGAUGGGUCUUCAGGCCUCUUGUUUCCUUUCUAUGAUACCGACACACACAUGUUAUAUGUGAUAAGCAGGGGAGAUGGGAACAUCAGGUACUAUGAAAUAAGUUUGGAGAAACCAUACCUAAAUUACCUGAUGGAAUAUCGUUCCCCUUUGCCCCAGAAAGGAAUUGGUGUCAUGCCCAAGAGAGGCCUGGAUGUCUGUGCCUGCGAGAUCUUCCGAUUUUAUAAAUUGGUUCCAGUCAAAAGUCUGAUUGAACCCGUUUCUAUGAUUGUGCCCCGCCGGUCUGAAUCGUACCAGGAAGACAUCUAUCCAAUGACAGCUGGGGUCCAACCAGCACUGACAGCACAAGAGUGGCUGAGUGGCACUAAUAAAGGUCCUGUCUUGAUGUCUCUGAGACCAGGUUCUAUGAUCUUGAAUUCUCUACCACCAUUUCUUGAACAAGAGAUCUCCAUGGAAGCAACUAAGCCUAUCCAGUGCUGGGACAGAGUGGCUGGUAUCACAGAAAAGUCGAGCAAAAUCCAAGAGAAAUGGGGGGCCAGGAAGACUGAGGAAAGACGACAGGAAAGCAGACUAAUGAAGUUAUCUAAUGGCAUUGAUAUGUAUGAAUGUCCUCCACCUAAAACAGAAAAUGAGCUGCUACAGAUGUUUUACCGACAGCAGGAAGAAAUUCGGCGACUCCGUGAAGUGCUGAUCCAGCGGGAUGUUCAGAUCAAACAGCUAGAGCUUGAGAUCAAAAACCUUCAUGCGGAUUCUCGCCAGUUUUGACAGGAUAUCAUUUGGCAGUCUUUGAAUUUCAGAACAGAUGUUGCCUGAAAUUACUAUAUUUUGGAGAUUAUAGAUUAGAAGAAGGAGAACUUCGGAUUUAUUGGCAAUUUAUUGCCUACCUUGAGUGCCCAUAUCCUGCAAGCUGGAAGUUGCUGGGUUUUUUUGUGGUGCUCUAUUUAUUGGACUUGUUCUUUGCAGGAAACUCUGUAUUUCUAAGUGGUCUCAUAAUAACUCAGUUGGCGGUGUCUCAAAGUGAAGGCAGAACCUGUCUGGGUAUGCUGAACAUCCUGCAGUCCCCAGUAGACAACUGAACUUGGAAGAAGGGUGCUUGGACUUUUUCAGGCUGCUUAGCAUUCAACUCUUUCAACAUGGAGGUGAACCAAAUAGGAGUGGUUCAGGAUUCUUUCUUUUUGUUCUGCAUUCUUGGAUGGAUCAGGAUGAUUUUGCACUGAGCUAGUUUGAUCUCCUAUAACCAAGGGGAGUUUAUGUGGGAAUAUAAAUCAUAACCUUUUCUUAGCUUUAUGAGUCGUCUUCUAAAAUUACGUUUAUGCCUAAGAGGUAAGGACCAAAGAAAUGGGUGUCAUUAAUUUUAAAAGGAAGUAGAAAUAGUUGCUUCUGAGAGAGCCAAGCUUUGGAAAUGAAUGCUCUUUAUUGAGAUGGAGAAAAUAAGACCAAUGCUGCUGAAGUGAAGCAUAUCAGAACCAGAGUGGGAGGGUUCUGUAGGCCAACUCAAUAUGUCUUCCAUCUUUACCCAUAAUCUCUGAGGAUCCACUUCAUGCCUUAAAUCAACUGGGAGUUUCAUUACUAAUUCUCUUAAGAUGGCUUCCUUCCAAUUGCCUGAAGCUAAACUUUCUACUGACCAAUUCUUUCCUCCUUUAUUGUUCUGAAUAUAUACCAGAGUCCAUAGGUAUAUGCAGUCCAGUGCCCAGAAGUGUCAAGAUGCUGACUUUUACUUAAUUCUAAUAAUCUCCUAUCAUCCCAUUUAUCAGUUUAAGAAUCUAAUUUUCCACAACUGUAAAAUCACAAUCCUUUUUUUGUCAAACUUUCCAUUUUCUUUCUGCUUUGAUGCUCAUGACUAAUACUUUACCUUAUGUUUCAUUUUAUGUUUCUUUGCUGAUUUCUACGAUAGACUAUGCAAAGCACUGCCACCAACACUUGCUUGAGAGCAGGAUCAGCCACUCCAAAGAUUAUGAAGCCCAAGAUGGGGAGGUGGGAGGUGCCUUUUGCUAACAUACAUUUUAGAAGUUUCUCUCUAAUCAUGAAUGCUGAAAAUGUUAACGAACAAAAUGGUUGAAAAAGUUGAAAAAAAAAACCCACCUAAAGCAGCACCAGUCAUAAUAAAAUUGUAAACUGCAACUGCCGUUAGAGUUUGGGCUAAGAUAUUUGUGCAGGAUUUAAGAGCAAAAAAUAGAAAUUGAGAAUUAGCACCAGAAGAUUGAGUUGCAAUUAAACUGAGGAUUAUAGUAUAAACAUUUAAUACAGAAAUACCACUGUCCAGCCACCCACUGUACUGCUUCUGAUGCCAGUGUUUUUAUGGCUUAGCCUAUACUUGCAUUCUUUUGUCUUGAACUAGAUUGUUCCCUUUUACCCUCAUUUUCCUUCAAGACCAAAGUUAAAUCACCUCCCCUAAUCCAUCUUUAAACUGCAACAUUCCCUAGUGGAUUGAUAAAACUGUGCAAGCAUGCCUUUCCCAUAUUUUUUCUAUGCUAUUUCCCCUCACUUCCCCCACUGCUUUUUAGAGCAAGGACCCAUCUCCUAGCCAAUAUGUACAUAUAGCAGAAGCAAAUGAUGCAUUUCUUUUCUGGAUUGUACUAUUCAGACUUCAUGUGGGUGGGAUAGGGGUGACUCAUGUUUUUCAAUUCUUCCCUCAGUACGAAAAAGACCUCCCUGUAUACAGCUAUGUUCUGGUCCAGCAUUUUCUUUGGCCUGUUGACAGUGAAACCUCAAUUUAACAGACUUCUGUUUAAUGGAUUUUGGAUGCAACAGACCAAAUUUGUGUUUGAACUUGAAAGAAUGGACAAGCCCAUUGUUUCUGUAGUCUGUUGGGACAACUGAUGUAGAGACAUAAAUAUUUUACAUCAUUUGAAUAAUGAGAUCAUUACACAAAUGACAUAAAUUAUGUCAGUUGGAUUUAAUGGACAUUUGGGUUUAAUGAACACCCCAGUCAAGAUUUUGGGUUGAAAUUAAUAUGUACAUGGGCAGAAGAUUCAGAGCUAUAGCUCCCUGAGGUUUCACAUGCUACAAUCCAGUGUUAUAGUUAGUGUUGCUUAAAUAUGCUUUUAAAGAAGUAUUCAUAAUGAUACAAACCACAUAAUGGAAUUCUAUAUUUACCAAGUUUUAUGCAUAUAAAAUGGAUUGGCUUCUUAAUAGUCAGAGUAUUUGAUAUUAAGUGCUCAUGGGAUUUUAAUUAGCACCCUUAAAAACAUUUACAUAGGUUACAGUUGUGAUCAAGAUAUUAAAGUAAUGCCAGUUAUCUAGGAGAUAGGCUAGAUAAAUCAUAACAUUUCUGGAAUGUGGCCAGCCGGUAUACGCAACUCAGGGCAUAAUUGUAGAGAGUCAGGGAGAUGACCUUGAGGAAAAUAGGCAAGAACCAUUACCUAAGCAAAGAGGGCUAAAACAUUAAGUCCUGGGAAGCAAGAUAGUAUUCAGAAGAGACUCGGGCAGAUUCCUCCCCAAUGUAUAAAGACAUAAGAGGGAGGGGAAGUAAAACACAAUCAGACUUGCAAGAUUCUGCUACUAGAGCUUAUCACAAAAAAGUAUAGCUGUAAUCUUUCUGUGGAGUCAGUUUCCAGAUUUGGGUUACCUUGUAGGGCUGACAAUAGUAGAAUUACUAUUUUCUAUAGCUAAUCUGGGAUAUCUGAUAAGUGUGGUAAUCCCCACAUUUUAUAUCCUUUUUGGAAAAAGGGACUGCGUAUAGACUUUGUUGUCCCCACCUAAACAACCAAUUGGUAUGAGUCCAUCUUUUGUUUUUAACACUUUAUGAACUGAUAGGGAGAAGCUUGGUAAACUACAGAUGCAACAUUUUGUUGCAUAGGUAGAAAUGCUGCCAAUUAGGGAAGCAAAAGGGUAAAAUCCAUUCUUGGAUUAAGGAGGAUGAUACCUUGCAAUUUGGGAAUUUGUCUCUUUUAUCUUGUUUACAGGCAAAUAAAUUAUAUGAAGUAUUUGUCAGCUUAAGAUAAAAGGAAAAGGGGUUAAAUUGCAUUCCUAAAAUGUACUGUUUGAUUUUUUUGCAUAUUUUAUGUAUUGCUUUGAUCAGCAAUGUUAGUCAUUUAUCAAAGGGGUUUAUAAAUCCCAGAUCUACUUGAAAAAUGUAUAUAUGUACUACUUUUUGUUCUGUUUACCAACAAACUUCUAUAAAACAAAUCAGCACUUGAAAGUUA
This is a messenger RNA of Python bivittatus (Burmese python), 4992 nucleotides long. NCBI's taxonomy places the organism in Eukaryota, Metazoa, Chordata, Lepidosauria, Squamata, Pythonidae. The record is from RefSeq and is a predicted model, not a curated record.